Molecule: messenger RNA, 1389 nt
Organism: Danaus chrysippus (African queen)
Lineage: Eukaryota; Metazoa; Arthropoda; Insecta; Lepidoptera; Nymphalidae
Source: the annotation of a GenBank genome assembly
AUGGUUUCCCGAAAAAGAGUAUUUGAUUUAUUUAGAACUAUGAACGUAGCUGCAUGCCAAUGUCCAGCUCAUGGAUUUAGAGGAAAUUUUCAAGUUUCGAAUGCAACUCCAACUAAGGACUAUGCUUUUGAGAUUAAAUCCUCGACAGUAAGGUAUGGAUUGGGAGUCACAAGAGAAGUUGGUCAGGACUUGGUCAAUAUUGGUGCUAAAAAUGUUUGUGUUAUGACAGACCCUAAUGUAGUCGCUCUGAGUCCAAUGAAAGCUGUAUUAGAAUCACUAACACGAAAUGGUGUGAAAUACAAAGUAUAUGACAGAGUUCGAGUAGAACCUACUGAUACAAGUUUUAAAGAUGCUAUAAAGUUUGCCAAGGAGGGUAAUUUCGACAGUUUCGUGGCUGUAGGAGGUGGUUCUGUAAUGGACACAGCUAAAGCUGCUAAUCUUUAUUACUGUGAUCCUAAUGCUGACUUCCUUGAUUAUGUCAACCAGCCAGUGGGUAAAGGGAAACCAGUUGGUGUACAGCUGAAACCUUUAAUAGCAAUUCCAACAACUAGCGGUACUGGCAGUGAAAUAACUGGCAUAAGUAUUUUUGAUUUUGAAGAAAUACACGCUAAGACGGGCAUAUCCCAUUUAAACAUACGACCGAUGUUGGCUCUCAUAGAUCCUCUGCAUACACUUACAAUGCCUAAAAACGUGGCCACAUAUUCAGGAUUCGAUAUAUUCUGUCACGCAUUAGAAAGUUUUACUACAAUACCUUACAACGAAAGAGAACCGGCUCCGGAAAAUCCUUCCUUAAGGCCAGUGUAUCAAGGAAGUAAUCCUAUAUCGGAUGUGUGGGCUAGAUUUUGUUUGCAAGCACUGAAUAAAUACUUCCACCGGUCUGUCAACAAUCCUGACGAUAUAGAGGCUCGCUCCAGCAUGCAUCUAGCAGCUACCAUGGCGGGUGUGGGCAUUGGCAACGCUGGCAUACACUUAUGUCACGGUCUGGCAUAUCCUAUAGCAGGAAAUGUUAGAGAUUUUGUUCCGAAGGAUUAUGGUUCAAAGCCAAUGAUACCUCAUGGCCUGGCUGUGUGUAUGACUGCCCCAGCGGUGUUCAGAUUCACAGCUGUGAGUGAUCCUGAGAAGCAUCUUGAGGCAGCUGAAUUACUUGGAACUGAUAUAACUAAUAAAAAAAAGGAAGAUUCUGGCAAAGUACUGUCUGAUAUUAUAUUGAAGUACAUGGACAAAAUGGGUAUUGAUGAUGGAUUGUCAGCUCUCGGCUUCAGUUCUGAUGACAUUCCUAGUCUGGUUAAAGGAGCUUUACCUCAGCAAAGGAUAUUAAAAAUGGCUCCACUGCCACAGAGCGAGGAGGACUUGAGCAAACUUCUGGAGGAUUCAUUGACUAUAUAUUGA